Vigna umbellata (rice bean) is the source of this 1833-nucleotide messenger RNA. RefSeq names its product RNA-binding (RRM/RBD/RNP motifs) family protein. Gene Ontology annotation, molecular function: RNA binding. The record is from RefSeq and is a predicted model, not a curated record. Lineage: Eukaryota; Viridiplantae; Streptophyta; Magnoliopsida; Fabales; Fabaceae.
ACUUAGCCACUGUGAAUUUCACCCCACAACUGCAUGAAUAUAAGGUGCAUUGAUUAGGGUUUUGAACAGUUUGGAUUUUGAUUUCAACCUGUCCUCAGUUAGUUCCCCUGCGAGUUUGCUUUUUCUAGAUGCAAAAAAUGCCUGGGACAGGACAUAAAGAUGUAUUGGUCAAAAUUCCAGAGUCACCAGAGGGGAACAGUGAGCCUGAGAAACCUACAGAUUCUGAUGAGCAAGUAGACUUUGACGGGGAAAAUGAUCAAGAGGAGACAAUGGAGGAAGAAGAAGUUGAGUAUGAAGAGGUAGAGGAGGAGGAAGAAGUAGAAGUGGAAGAAGAAGAGGAGGAGGAGGAGGAGGAGGAGGAAGGGGAGGAGGAAGAAGUAGAAGAGACUAAGCCUUCAGAUGUUAAAGAUGAGACAGGAGUGACAGACACUGAAGAUGAGAAAAAGAAACAUGCUGAGCUUCUUGCACUUCCACCUCAUGGGUCCGAGGUUUACAUUGGGGGCAUUCCUCAAAAAGUUUCUGAAGAAGAUUUGAGCAUAUUUUGUCAAUCUGUGGGAGAAGUUUCAGCGGUUAGGAUAAUGAAGGGCAAAGAAUCAGGUGAAGCAAAAGGAUACGCUUUUGUGACCUUCAAGACAAAGGAAUUGGCAUCUAAGGCUAUUAAGGAGCUGAACAACACUGAACUUAAGGGAAAAAAAAUAAAGUGCUCAACAUCUCAAGCUAAGCACAGGUUGUUCAUUGGUAAUGUUCCCAGAAAUUGGACUGAAGAAAAUAUGAACAAAGUUGUUUCAGAGAUUGGCCCUGGAGUCAUUUCUGUGGAACUAUUGAAGGACCCACAGGUUUCUGGCCGUAACCGGGGAUUUGCUUUUAUUGAGUAUUACAACAAUGCUUGUGCAGAAUAUUCAAGGCAGAAAAUGUCAAACUCAGACUUUAAACUUGGCAGUAAUGCUCCAACAGUUAGCUGGGCAGAUCCAAGGAAUUAUGAAUCAUCUGCAAACUCUCAGGUAAAAGCAUUGUAUGUAAAGAACCUUCCAGGAAACAUUACUCAGGAUCGUCUUAAGGAGCUGUUUGAACAUCAUGGAAAAAUCACAAAAGUGGUUGUCCCUUCUGCUAAAGCUGGCCAAGAAAAGAGCAGAUAUGGUUUUGUUCACUUUGCUGAAAGAUCAAGUGCCAUGAAGGCAUUGAAGAACACAGAGAAAUAUGAAAUUGAUGGACAAACAUUGGAGUGUUCAUUAGCAAAGCCACAAGCAGAUCAGAAGUCAUCUGGGGCAGCUAAUCAACAGAAGUCAGCUAUACUUCCCACUUAUCCACCUCAUCUUGGUUAUGGUAUGGUUGGUGGUGCAAUAGGUGCAGGAUAUGGUGCUGCUGGCUUUGCGCAACCACUAAUGUAUGGUCCUGGACCAACCCCUCCUGGCAUGACAAUGAUGCCGAUGCUUUUACCUGAUGGAAGGAUUGGAUAUGUAUUACAACAACCAGGGUUUCAACAGCAUGCCCCGGUGCUGGAAUCCCAACAUAGGAGGAGGGGCAGCGGUAGUUCAAGUGGUGGGAAACGCAGUAAUGAUAAUAACAGCAAUAGUGGGCUUGGCCGAUAUCAUCCCUACUAAAUGGGCUUUAAGGAGCUAGGAAAUUGAGCAGAUGCACCCGAGGCUUUAAUUGUUGUGAAUGGAGUUGUUACAAUUUUUGUACCAGUACUACAUAUUUGUAAAGGCAUUUACGUAUAAUUUUAUCUCUUUUGUACACUUUUUCGUUCUCAAAUCCCUAAAUAGGCAACAGUGAUCUGAAAAACAUGACAAAUGUUACUAGAUUCCCGAAAGUUUAUGAAUAUGUCUUGUGAUC